Molecule: messenger RNA, 435 nt
Organism: Penicillium verhagenii
Lineage: Eukaryota; Fungi; Ascomycota; Eurotiomycetes; Eurotiales; Aspergillaceae
Exons: 2
Coding region: 1-435 (144 amino acids)
Source: RefSeq, a predicted model, not a curated record
AUGUAUAAGAUUUUAUUGACAAUAUUGGCCUUGACCGGUCUUUCUAUCGCACGCCCGAAUGUCUAUUUAAUCCGACAUGGCGAAAAGCCCAAGGACGGGAAUGGCCUAAACGAAUAUGGUCUGGAUCGCGCAGAGUGUAUUCGACAUCUCUUUGGUGAACAUUCGAAUUAUAAUAUUGGAUAUAUCAUGGCUCAAAAGCCAAAGAAAAAUGGAAGACGAAUUCGACCCUACGAAACUGUCAAACCACUUGCACGAGAUCUGGGAAUAAAGGUUGACUUGUCUUGCAAUCGAGAUGAUGCAAGAUGUGUCAAGAAGACGAUCGCAAACUAUGACGGCCAUGGAAAUAUUUUAAUUUGCUGGGAACAUCAUCGGCUGACUGACCUUGUGGAAGAGCUUGGGUAUGAGGAUGCGCCUCUUUAUCCAAGUGAUCGGUGA